Messenger RNA from Ostrea edulis (European flat oyster), 3047 nucleotides. RefSeq names its product galactoside alpha-(1,2)-fucosyltransferase 2-like. Gene Ontology annotation, cellular component: membrane. NCBI's taxonomy places the organism in Eukaryota, Metazoa, Mollusca, Bivalvia, Ostreida, Ostreidae. The coding region runs from base 238 to 1194 and encodes 318 amino acids. Gene Ontology annotation, biological process: carbohydrate metabolic process. The record is from RefSeq and is a predicted model, not a curated record. Gene Ontology annotation, molecular function: galactoside 2-alpha-L-fucosyltransferase activity. The transcript has 2 exons.
UUAUUCAUGUACUGUUCUUUUAUCAUUUUUUAAAAAUUUUAUCAUAAUGUUUUAUCAUUAAAGCUAUAGAAAUAGUAACCAGUGGAAGCAUGAAUUCAUUUAUUACAAUUGUUUUUUCUUCUUCCGGAAGAGAUUUUCAUAUGGAAUUGAAAUUUAGUCAGCGUUGUCAAAUAUCCUGUAGCAACAUGUGAAAGUACUCGGACUGUGACAAAUGCUAUCGAUUGUAGUUAUAUUAUCAUGACAACUACAAGGAUAGUUCAGGCUCAGCAGUGGUUCCUAGGGGUUCUGGCCAUCACUGUGGUGUUGGUUCUGGUGUACACUACCAGAUUUGAUGCGUCAUUGAAAACAGAACCGAAACCCCCGCCCAUCCUUCCUGAUCCCGACCCCAGAAAGAAGGUCACGGUUACAUUCUGGGGCAGAAAUGGCAACCAUAUGUUUGAGUAUUCUACUCUAAUAGGAGCAGCAAAACGAAACAACAUGAGUCCAAUAGUGGUGGAGUCCACGACAAUCUGGAACAUGUUUAAAUUACCGAUACCUAGGGGAAGCGUGGAGAAUUUAGACACGUUCAGACGAUACAAAGAAAAGCUGCCCUCUGGCUGGUGUAAUAUGACAGAGAAAUUGGACACAUCACAUGGGGCUUACUUAAUGGGGUAUCUGCAGUCCUGGAGGUAUUUUGAAAAUGUCCGUGAAGAACUCUUAAAGAAACACUUUGUUUUUCAUGAUCAUCUAAAAAAGGCUGCCAUGGAUUAUAUCAACAAUGUUAGAAAAGAACGGAAGAAACAAAAAGCAACGUUAGUCGCAGUUCAUGUGAGGAGAGGGGACUUCGUUCGACAGAAAAGGAAAGGAUACACUGUGGCCCCGAUCCCCUAUUUCUACAGAGCCAUGAAUUAUUUCAGGAAGAAGUACAAAAAUGUGUUGUUUAUUUUAUGUAGCAAUGAUGUGAUAUGGUCGAUGGAUAAUUUAGACGAUUCUCCAGAUGUCCAUUACUCGCACAACACUGAUGGGUAUUUAGACUUUGCUAUCAUGGCAUCAUGUGAUCACAUGAUUAUGAGUGCUGGGUCCUACUCGUGGUGGGCAGGGUAUCUGUGUGGAGGAGAUGUUAUUUAUUACCAUGGUUACCCACAGCCAAACACUGUCAUGGGGAACAACACUAUACGAGCGGAUUAUUACCCCCCUUGGUGGAUCCCACUUUGAGCUCUGUGUAACAGAUCAGUGUUGUAGUGUACUAUUUAAUUUAUCAGGCUUUUGUGUUAUAGGCAGAUUCAGGACCUGUACAACAGGCAUGCCCCCCCCCCCCCCCCCCCCCCUCCCUCCCUUCCCUGCUCCUCUUUUGACUGGGAACCAAAUAUUUUUCAUAGCACUUCUCACUGAAUUUUGAUGUUUUGUGGAGGGUCCAGAGUUGAUAAUUUCCUGAAUCUGUUUCAAUGCUUUUUCUCCUGUAUUGCCAGUACCACUUUCUUUGCCUUCAUUCUUUGUCUGUAAACUUUUCUGCCAAAAAUGCUUUUGUUCCUUGAAAAAUUAGAUUAUUUACUGAGAUUUCCUUGUUGAUGAAUGAGAAAUAAUUGUAAAAUAAAUCAACAAAACCACUUGAUCAAGAUAUGGUAGCUGUAAAUGGUCAACAGGGGAGGCAUACUCCUCAUAGGCACUUACUUCCACCUCUGGUGCGUCCAGGGGUCAGUGUUUGCCAAACUCUUAAUUUUAUAUUCUUUGUAGGAUUUAUGUCCAAGAUAAAUCCCCAUUUGUUGUCAUAACAUAUUCUGUUAACUAUAUGUACCAAGGUUAUGUGUUUCUUCAAUUUCAUAUUUUCAUUUUUCUCAAUAGCAACUCCUUAUCUGCCUUACAAUUGUAUAGUUUAUACAGUGUUAAGAAUGUAUUAUAUUGAGAUAAAUAUCACUAGUACAUGUACUAUAAUCGUCUUUGUUCAGAACAAAAUGUUUUCAUCAAUUGAUCAUCAGAUAGUCUGUGUACAUGGACAUUAUUUUAACUGAAGAACUCGAACUGUACAAAUUGAUGUUCUAGUUUGAUUUAAGGGUUUGGGUGUGUGUUUAUAUUUUAGCUGAGCAAGUGUAUGAAUAUGUAUGAUUGUUAUUGGGUGUUUUCAUUGUAUCAUUCUAUGUUUUAUUGUUUUAAUCUAUAUGACCAUUUUGAAUAUUUUUAAUUCUGAAUUCAUUAGAUUGAUUUCCUUUUUCGUCUCCAAUUUUUACUGAUCAAAUCAACACUACAGUCACUGUAGAGUGCAUGCCAGAUUGUCUUCCUUGGACCGCGAGAAUGCAAGGCAGAACAGAAUGCCAAAUAUGGGAAAAUUAAAUGAGUUUGUGCUGUACAUCAAUUAAUAAUGUGCUAUAAAGAUUACUGUGAUAUUUUGUGGAUAUGCAUGAAAUUUGAAUGUGUUACUCAGAACCAGUAGAUCGGUAUUUCCUUAGAACCAGUAGAUCGGUAUUUCCUCAGAACCAGUAGAUCGGUAUUUCCUUAGAACCAGUAAAUCGGUAUUUCCUCAGAACCAGUAUAUCGGUAUUUCCACAGAACCAGUAGAUCGGUAUUUCCUCAGUUUGCACGCGCUCAUCAUCACAAACUACGGAGUAUUGUUUCCAUUCCACAAACACAGAAUGAAAACAAUAACCAGUGAUCUGUGACGAUAGCAUCGACUUGCACAAAAUCAGUAUGUCUGUACUUUUGUACAUGUGUACUUGUUGUGUAAUUGUAGCAGUUACUACUUAUCAUGAUCAUGAAUUAGUCCUGUAAUGUUCUACAAUACUAGAUAGAUAAACAAUUUCUUAUAUCAGUAGAGUAUGAAUCCCGCUAAAACAAGUACAUGUUUAGUACUGUACUACCAGUAAGGACCAACAUCUACAGGCAUUGAUACAUUGAACUAGCACCCUGACAUUGAAUAUCAUAAUGAUGCCUGCGUCGUCUGAGGAUGUAAAUAACGUGGUUUAAAUGCGUAAUGAUAGUGAAAGGUUUGAUUGACAUGUUAUAUUUCUUUGAUAUUGUAUGAGCAAAUACAUUCAUGUAUAUUUAUAUUGAAAAUAAUAAAAAACUGAAGUGAG